Papaver somniferum (opium poppy) is the source of this 1289-nucleotide messenger RNA. RefSeq lists its product as uncharacterized. The coding region runs from base 1 to 1020 and encodes 339 amino acids. The transcript is spliced from 2 exons. The record is from RefSeq and is a predicted model, not a curated record. Lineage: Eukaryota; Viridiplantae; Streptophyta; Magnoliopsida; Ranunculales; Papaveraceae.
AUGGCUUCAAUUUCAAACCAAUCCCCAUUGCCUUCGUUUGAAGAUGCUAACGAAGUUCCGGCCAAUUGGUCUCUAGUACAUGAUUCACAUUUCAUAGAGUUGAUGUUAGAUAAGGUCCGAAUAUGUGGCGAAAAUAGGCAAACAGGAACCUUUUCAAAGCAUGAUUGGACUGACAUUAGGAAGCAGUUUCAUAAGAAGUUUAGGUUGAAAUAUUCUUUGAAGUCGUUCAAGAACAAAUUCACCAAGUUGAAGGAAAAGUACAAAGAUCAUAAGAAACUCGUGGAAGAUAACACCGGAUUAGGCUGGGAUCCUGUUUUGUGUACCGUAGAGGCCUCAAAUGAAUGGUGGGAUGAGCAAGUGAAGAAUUUUCCACGAACAAAGGUGUUCCGUGUCUCUGGUUGCCCCGAAUAUCGGAAGCUACAAACUAUAUUUGGUGAUACCGUGGCAACGGGAAAUCUUAGACAGACACAAGAAGGUGGUUUUUCUUCUACCGAUGGUGAAGAUGAGAUAGAUAUGACUGAAAAUGGAAGUCCCACGCAACCAUUAGAUACACAGGUCUUCCCUAAUGGUGGUGUCACGGCUGAUAGGAUGGAAGAAAAUGUUGAUUUUCGUCGUCGCUCGCAAACACCAAGUGGUAGCCACAGAAGUACCCAUGUUCCCAAUGAUAGUGGUGAUGUAGCUGGUGAGAUGGAAGAAAAUGUAGAUAACCAAUUUCGUAGCCGUUCGCGUACACCGAUUAGUAGUAGACGUGGCAGGAAAGAAAACAAGGCUAAUGAGAUCGGAGAGUCGUUAAAGAUGUUAGCUGAAAAUGCUAAAGCUAAACUAGAGGAUAAAACAAAAUAUACCAUCUCUGAAUGCUUAGAAAUUUUGGAUUCAAUGGGGGCACAUGUUGGAAGGCACACGUAUGUGAAGGCGGUGAAAGUUCUUCAAAACCAAGGAUGGAGAGAGACAUUUAUCAAAAUGUCGAAAGAUCGAAGGGAUGAUUGGAUUGUUUCUAUUGAAGAUGGAACCUUUGACUAAAAUGAUGAAGCACUGUGAAUCAAAGCUAGUGGUACUAAUCUAGAUGAAAUUUUUUUGGUUACACAUAUUUACUAGCUAACCACAGGAAAAUAGACUAUGGGAUAUGGAAAGAGUUAUAACACACUAUCUGAAGUCAAGCCUUUUUGAUUUUUGUUGAUAUUUUGGUGUAAUUUUGGUUUAAUUUGUAGGAUGCAGAAGUAUAGCGUAUAUCUCAUUGUUUGAUUACUCAUCAUUUGCAGUGAAGAUAAUUGUAGGACAUCCUAUGUAAU